Molecule: messenger RNA, 433 nt
Organism: Tauraco erythrolophus (red-crested turaco)
Lineage: Eukaryota; Metazoa; Chordata; Aves; Musophagiformes; Musophagidae
Source: RefSeq, a predicted model, not a curated record
GCUUGCUGAGCAGUAUAAAGAGCAGAGCUGGAUAGCUAUGUCAGAUCUGGAGAGAGAAUUGCAAGAGAUGGAGGCACAAUAUGAGAAGGAAUUUGGAGAUGGAUCAGGUGAUGAAGAUGAAUUAGAAGAACAGGAGGCAAAGGGCAUUGAAGACAAACUGAAUGAUGAGACUGAAGAAGCUGAAUUUGUUGAUGGUCUGUACUGCCCUGCUUGUGACAAAUUGUUAAAAACUGAGAAAGCCAUGAAGAAUCACGAAAAAUCAAAGAAGCAUCGAGAGAUGGUAGCACUGUUACGACAGCAGCUGGAAGAGGAAGAACAGAAAUUUCCUGUGUCUUCGGGUGAUGCAAAUGGAAUACAUACCAAAGAGGAGGAAGAAACAGAAGACCUGCCCAAACUCUCGAAGAAGCAGAGGAAGAAACAGAAAACAAUGAUG